AUGUCGUCUGAGAACAAUGAUGAACCAAGUCAACCAUUGCCACAAAAACGUAAUAAUAAUAAUAAUUCCGAUAGUGAAUCCGAUGUUAAUAAUGAUCACUUAAUUGGUAAUGUACAACGUGUUGUGAUUAUUCCUCCAAAUUAUGAAGGAAAACCAAAGAAAGGACAUUUAAUAUUUGAUGCUUCAUUUGAAUGUGGAAAUUUGGGUCGAAUUGAUUAUGUCAAUGACUGUGAAUAUGAUUUAUUUAUUAGGCCGGAUACAUGUUCACCUCGAUUUCGGUGUUGGUUUUUAUUCACAGUUGAAAACGUUAAGGCUAAUCAAAGGGUCAUUUUCCAUAUAGUUAAUUUUUCUAAAGUUAAAUCAUUAUAUCGCGAUGGUAUGACACCAUUAGUUAAAUCAACUAGUCGUAAAAAAUGGCAACGUUUACCAACAAGAAAUGUCUUUUACUAUCGUUGUCCUGAUCAUCGAAAAAAUUAUGUGAUGUCAUUUACGUUUUGUUUUGAUCGCGAAGAUGAUAUUUACCAAUUUGCUUACUCAUUUCCGUAUACUUAUACAAAACUUCAAAAUUAUCUUGAUAAUAUUGAGCAACGCCAAUUAGAUUUUGUUCAACGUCGACCAUUAGUUUAUAGUGUGCAAAAACGACGACUCGAUCUCAUUACUGUUACUAAUCCAUCAUUAUUAGUUAAGGGGAAAAGAAAAAAAGUUGUUAUUGUAACUGCUCGUGUGCAUCCUGGUGAAACUCCAUCGUCCUAUGUUUGUCAAGGUUUUAUUGAAUUUAUAAUUAGUGAUCAUCCUAUAGCACGAUUACUUCGGGAUCAUAUUGUUUUUCAAAUUGUGCCGAUGCUUAAUCCAGAUGGAGUUUUUCUAGGCAACCAAAGAUGUUCAUUACUUGGCUUUGACCUUAAUCGUGUCUGGAAUGAACCAUCUCAUUGGGCUCAUCCAGAAAUAUUUGGAAUUAAAACACAUAUAAUGAACUUGAAUGAAGAUCCGGAUUUUGAAGUUGAUUUUUUUAUUGAUAUUCAUGCGCAUUCAACUAUGAUGAAUGGCUUUAUGUAUGGAAAUACUUAUGACGAUGCAAGUCGUUUAGAAAAGCAUGGUGUUUUUCCACGAUUGUUAUCUCGUAAUGCAGAAGAUUUUUCAAUUAACAAUACAUCAUUCAAUCGAGAUGCAUUUAAAGCUGGAACAGGAAGACGAACACUUGGUGGUUGUUUACAAGAAAGUACUCACUGUUACACAUUGGAAGUUUCAUUUUUUUCAUACCAAACAUCAGCUAAUUCACAAGCAAUAUCUUAUACAGAAGAUUUAUAUCAACAGCUUGGACGAAAUCUUGCCCGAACAUUUCUUGAUUAUUAUAAAACUAUGAAUUAUAUUUCAUGGUCGCCUAGUUGUAGUAUCAUGCCAAGAUUGAAAGAAGAUCGAAUUAAAUCUCGUCUUACACGACAAUCAGCUAACAUGCCGAUUAUCAAUCAAGAUGAAGCAUUUCUCAAUGGUGAAACAUUCAAUUUGAGUAUGGGAGAAUUCAUCUAUCCUCAAACACGCAAUAACAAUGACCCUGAAUAA
Messenger RNA from Rotaria socialis, 1560 nucleotides. Lineage: Eukaryota; Metazoa; Rotifera; Eurotatoria; Philodinida; Philodinidae. The record is from the annotation of a GenBank genome assembly.